Messenger RNA from Pimephales promelas (fathead minnow), 1581 nucleotides. The record is from RefSeq and is a predicted model, not a curated record. Lineage: Eukaryota; Metazoa; Chordata; Actinopteri; Cypriniformes; Leuciscidae.
UUGGCAUUUUCAUGCGUGCCUGGUUGAGUCAAUCACAGAAUGGCGCUUAUAUAAGGAUCCUCUGAACUGUUACAGAUGCACUGAAGCACUGUUGUUUAAGACUGAUCUUUGAAUGCAGACAUUAAAUGGACUGAGCAUUGUUUUUUUUUUUUCCAUACGAGUCGUUUCUGGAUAUAACGUGAGUCGAGCAGACUUUCAACAGCCUAUCAUCACCAAAACAAGAUAUAAACACCAAAAAUGCUGAGGGGAAUCCAAUGCUGAGGACUUCUUUAUCAACAAACAGACUAAAAUGACCCACCCGUGGGAACGAUAUUAUACAAAUGAGGAGACAAUAUUGACGAAAUAACAAAAGAAAUCCAGUUUAUGGCUUUGCAAGAUGUAUGUGGCUUGCAGAACCCCCCUCUGUUCCCUGAAUGGAGCGCUCCACUCUCACAGUCCUUUAUGCCGGAGGAGUCCACUCAUCUGUUCGGAGGGGGUGUUCAGCACGGAGACGCUUUCUCUACACGGCUGCCUGGGAGGGGCGCUUUGAGUCCUCUGGAAUUUUACAUGCCGAUAUCCGAAUACCUCACACGGAGCCCAAUAAACUUUGGUCAAAUUAGCCUCGGUUCAGCGCCGAAAAACCUUCUGAAUGACCAUGUCCACCCCUCAUUGCCGUCCAUCUCUCUUCCACCCCCCACACCCUUCUCCAUCUCUCCCUCCGUCCCUCUACCGUUCACUCUCUCUCACGGUACCACAACUCUCGGCUUCGCGUUUCAGGGAGGUGUUAUCGCGGCGGCCGACACGCGCUCCAGCUGCUCGGGACAGGUGGCCUGUCCCAAUGCGCCGAAGGUCCUGCCCAUCCACUCUCACCUGGUGGGCACCACCUCCGGGACCUCGGCGGACUGCGCGCUCUGGAAGCGCAUCUUGUCUCGAGAGCUCAGGCUGUACCAGCUUCGACACCACCGCAGGCUGUCAACAGGGGGCGCCGCGAAACUGCUGUCCCACAUGCUGCAUCCUUUCAAAGGCACCGAGCUGUGCGUCGCAGCCACUCUGUGCGGAUGGGAUGGGGACGGCGAAAAAGAUGGGAAUCACCACGCAAAAAUGAUGCCAAUCACAGUAAGCGAUUCAAGUAGUAGAUCUAAAUCGCAACAGGUGGCCAAAGCUCGUUCUGGGACGUGUGGCCCUCGGGUUGUGUAUGUGUGCAGUGACGGGCGUCGCCUGCAGGGGGAGCUGUUCUCUGUGGGAUCGGGCUCUCCAUACGCAUACUCGAUCCUCGACAGCAGCGUGCACUGGGGCAUGAGCGCGCAGGAGGCCGCGUGCGUCGCGCGCGAGGCCGUGUACCGCGCCACGCACAGAGACGCGUACUCUGGCAAUAACGUGGAUCUCUACCAUGUGACCGCAGAAGGGUGGAGGCGCAGAGAGAGGGAGAACCUCAAAGAGGAGUAUUACAGAGAGAAAGAGAGGGAGAGAAGGAGGGUGGCGGAGAGACAAACUGAAAAGAAAGGAGUUUGAGGAGAAACAUGAGGCAGAUUGUUUUGAAAACACUGAUUUUGAAAGAAAUGUGUAUUAUUUUCUUCUUACAAGCAAAGCAAAUAAAAAGAU